Molecule: messenger RNA, 1589 nt
Organism: Hyalella azteca
Lineage: Eukaryota; Metazoa; Arthropoda; Malacostraca; Amphipoda; Hyalellidae
Product: tetratricopeptide repeat protein 33
Exons: 5
Coding region: 491-1342 (283 amino acids)
Molecular function (GO): protein binding
Source: RefSeq, a predicted model, not a curated record
GUUUUAUUAACAUGACAUUUUUAUUCAGUGUUCAUCAUGUGUUGCGAAGUGAUUUGAGGAUUUUUGUUAUAAAUAGGCCAUGUGGAUGUUACUAAUUUUGGAUGAAGGUUAUCAAAAAAGUUAUUGCUAAUCGAAGAAUUUUUAUGCCUGUUGGCAAAUUUGCAACAGGAAAAUCGAUUUCUCUUAUACGCCAUCGUGUAUUGGAUCCGCAUCGAUGGAUUUUGAAGUACUUGUAAGUCAAAUCGUAAGUCGUAACUUCGGAGUUUGGAUUCCAGGCGCCAGUGGCCCUACAGCCCCUACUAAGUACUAAGCCUAUAGUAUAGAGUAGAUUAUCGUAUCGGUGUCUCGUUGAAGCAAGUAUGCAAGAUGGUUGCGUUGUGUGUAAAUUAGAAGUUGUUGCUCUAUUGAUUUUUCUAUUUGAAAAGCACGGUAAUCUACGACGGUAUUUAAAUUAGUCGGAUAUUCUACGUUUCUACCUUAUUUGCUCAAAAUGCAAAAAUUUGAGUGGAAGCGCAAGAAGAUCAAUAUUCAGGUGAACUCUGCACCUGUAGGUUUUUCUACAGAUCCAUUCGAUUCCGAUUUGGAUGACUUUGAGCAGCCUCGCAAGAAAUUGGCUCUUGCACUGGAAGAUGCUGCAACUAAAGCAGAACGACUGAAGAAGGAAGGUGUUAUCUUGGCUGAAAAUACUAAAUGGUGGGCAGCAAUUCAAAAAUGGACUGCAGCUCUUUCAUUGCAACCUUCAGACAACACUCUCAUGGAGAUGAUGGCUCAAGCCUACAUGCAGGUUGGCGAGUAUGUGCGCAGCAUCAAAUAUGCUGAGGAGGCAGUAGCUGCGGCGCCCCUCUGGUGGUGUAGCCACCAGACUUUGGGCAGAGCACUUCUUGGUGUUGGAGAGCUGCACAGAGCUGUGCUCUGCUUCUCCAUCUGUCUUAGACUUCAACCUGAUAACUCUGAAGUCCGCAACCAAGAUCUGAAAUGGGCUUCACAGCUGCUCUCUGCUUUUAAGGAACUGCAAAGGACAAAGAUGCAGAGGCCACAAACGCCCCCACCAAACACGGAUGAAGCUCAAUCUAUUGAAAUCAUUGACUUGAAACUCAAUCCUGAAGGGUUUACAGAAAAUGACUCAAGCUCUUCAAUUAAUAUACUAAAAAAUGUGCAGUAUCCAACGCCCAAAAAUAUAUCAGUUGAUAAUCGUUUAUCCUUAACUGGAACUUCUAGAUUUAUAUCUUCUUGUAGCUCCAAUAAGAGUGGAGAAGGCGAUCCAAACACUUCUAAAGGAGAAGACACAUUAGUCGAUUUGAGAUCUAUGGUGUGCAUGAGACCAAAAUAUCCUGCAAGAUAGAUGGUCAUUGUGAUACUGGUUUAAAAUAAACUGUGAGGUUGAUUUGCUAUUUAUAAACAAUUGUUCUUUAUAAUAUUAAUAUUAAAUAUAGGAUGUGGAUUUAAUCCUUUGAAUCAAAUUAAUCCAAUUACAAAUGUUCUUUAUUAACAACAUUACAUUGAUUGAUAAUCGUGAUUCUGAUGGCUAAGUAUUCAGGCUGGGGUGGCCCAGUGGUUAAAGUUUCAGAGCACUAAGAUUGGAGCAGAGA